AUGGAGCCAGCGGGCGCGUACGGCGCCGGGAAGGCCGGGAGCGUCGCCUUCGACCCGGUCGCCUUCUUCACGCAUCCCCGCACCAUCCUCAGGCUGCUGUCGUGGGUUUUCUCCAUGGUGGUGUUCAGCUGCAUCGUGAACGAGGGCUACAUCAACAUUGGCAGCGAGCGUUUGCUGUGCGUCUUCAACAACAACGCUGAUGCCUGUAACUACGGUGUUACUGUUGGUGUGGCCUGUUUCCUCGGCAGCAUCUGUUUCCUGAUCCUGGACUUUUACUUUCCCAGCAUCAGCAGCGUCAGGGACAGAAGACGUGCUGUCCUGCUGGACCUCGUCUUCUCUGGCCUCGCCAGCUUCCUGUGGUUCGUUGGCUUCUGUUUUCUGGCCAAUCAGUGGCAGGCGACCUCUCCAGACGAGCUGCCACUGUCCCAGGGCUCUGACGCUGCCAGAGCCACCAUUGCUUUCUGCUUCUUCUCCAUCCUCACCUGGGCUGUACUGACGCUGAGUGCACUGCGACGCUUCCUAACCGGCAGCAACACAAACUUGUUCACAUGGCAACACCUGGAACCCACCCCUAGCAACGCUCGAGCUACACCUUAUCCCAUCGCCAACGGUGCUACCAUAGUAACCACCAACCCCUACCAAGCCCCGCCCUUCACUGAAACCCUGGACCCCCAGAAACUCACACAGCAGAGACCCAUGGCUCCGGCCUUCUAGACACAGACAGAUGGAAAGAAGAAAGAGAGAGGAGGUGUGAGUUGUACAACGCCACACGGACAACUUCCUGCCUCGCUGCUCAGUGGCUUUCCAUCCUCUCCUGGGAUGGGUGAGAUUUUGGGUCAUGUGAUGUAUGAUCUCUUUUCACCAUGGCAACUGCUGGCUCAGCUUAGUUAGUUGUAACUCUCUGUGUCAAGAAUACUGUCUUAUUUUCCUGCACACACACAGAUAUCGACGCACGCAAACACAGCUGUACUCACUCACACCUGGAAACAGACAUACUCGUACACCUGGAAAUAAAUGUAUACUUCAUACACCUGGAAGGACACACAGACACAGACACACCUUGACUGCAUGUUCACAAGGUGAGGUGCAGAUUAACAUAGAUGUAGAUCAGUGAUGAUGCUUCACCUGCCUUAUUAAGGGAUACAAGGUAUUUAGUGAAGGAAACAUGGAGAACAGUGAAGCUCCAUUUAUCUGCUUCUGUUCUAUCUGCCCCUCAGUCAGUCUGACCAAUCACAAGCUGCCCAGCAGACAUGUGGCCCCCCAUUGGCUGAAAUUGAGACAGUCAGGCAGCCUGACCAGUAGAUUGUAAGCGAACGAGUGAGGAGGGGGUAGAACUUGCAGAAAGUGGUACAUUUUCUUGGCAGGGAAAUAAAGGCAGCACAGCUUAA
Molecule: messenger RNA, 1388 nt
Organism: Xiphias gladius (swordfish)
Lineage: Eukaryota; Metazoa; Chordata; Actinopteri; Istiophoriformes; Xiphiidae
Product: synaptogyrin-1-like
Exons: 4
Coding region: 1-714 (237 amino acids)
Cellular component (GO): neuromuscular junction; synaptic vesicle membrane
Source: RefSeq, a predicted model, not a curated record